Molecule: messenger RNA, 294 nt
Organism: Phaethon lepturus (White-tailed tropicbird)
Lineage: Eukaryota; Metazoa; Chordata; Aves; Phaethontiformes; Phaethontidae
Product: E3 ubiquitin-protein ligase RBBP6-like
Exons: 1
Molecular function (GO): zinc ion binding
Source: RefSeq, a predicted model, not a curated record
AUGUCGUGAGUCCACUACAAGUUCUCCUCCAAGCUGAACUAUGACACAGUCACCUUCAACAGCCUCCACAUCUCCCUGUGUGACCUCAAGUGCCAGAUCAUGGGCUGGGAGAAGCUGAAGGUGGCCAGCUGUGACCUGCAAAUCACCAAUGCCCAGACCAAAGAAGGUGCGUGGGGGCGGUGGGCAUGGGGGCUUGGGGACCGCCUGGCUGUCAGUGUUGCGGAUCACCCCACGAUGGCCACAACCUGUGGGAUCCACACUCUGCUCUUUGUGGCUCAUCCCCACAUAGUGUGA